CUUCCAGAUGGCUCGAUGGAUCGGGUGGAAACUACAAGGGAGCCACGGGAAGUUAGAGUGCUCUUAACCAUCAGUUGAAAUCAAUCAAUCAAGCAUAACCACAUAUCUCUCCACUGAUCUCCAGCGGAAAUGUUGAGUUGCGUUCCACUAACAGAUACAAGGUACAGAAUCCCAUAUUGAUAUCGAUGGAGUGGUGCCAGCUGGUCGGCAUCUGAGAACCAGCAAAGCGAUUAGGAAGGCAGUGAGUUGCACAAGCAUACCCACCUAUGGCUUCGACGCGCAGAUCAAUCACAUAUGCACAGCACGCUGCAUACUCGAGUCAGCAACCAACGCGCCCGGGCGGGUGGCUUACCAACCUCCUGUUACUCUAAAUGCAAUGGUACACCGUGGAGCCGGAAUCCUGCUUUUUUGUUAAUGCCGCCCGCCUCAUUUGCCCCCAACGGAACAAAAAGGGGUGACGACCUCGCGAGUUGUCCCGUCUAUCCAUGCAAACCCGAGCAAAGGACUCGGUGGCAGGUGUUGCCCUGGGCAAGGCAGCGGUGUGCAAAAUUGUUUGCUUUAUCGAGAUGGCGUGACGGAGCGGAUGGUUGCAGCUGGAAUGCGAGAGAUAGCGAUAAAGCCGACAAACGUGACCAGUCGUUUGCACUUGUAUUGUGUAGCUCGUUCUGGACCUUUCACGGAUGUCUACUAUAGGCAAAAAAUGUAAGUACUUUGCCGUGGUUUACGACUCUCCUUGCCUGACGCCAGGAGGAACCCGUGCAGUUGACGCGUUUGGUAUGGGGUUAUCAGGUCUGGGAUCGCUAGUCUCCGUCCCACAAUGAUAAGUUGAAGACGCGGGAGAGAAGGUUACUAGGAUCCAAGAGACGUCAGCUUGGUACGCUGUAGGUGUGGUGGCUAAUCCCCGAGGCAAACAGUUUUCACUGUCAUGAUUGAUUCUUGUCCCCUGUCAAAUUUUUCUUGUGAUGGUGUUUUAGCAUUGCUUGUGGAGGGUUGGACACCGUCUUGUUACCUGGUUUUUAGCUGGGAAUAGAACACAAUACUACACUCGCUUUUACUUCGGUCGUUAUUGCGGACUUACCGUUUUGUGCUUUUCGUUUUUCCCUACUUUCACCAAGGGGCCUCUGACCAUACGGGCUAUGUGUUCGUACAUUCCGCUGGUCUAUAUAUGCAUAAGCAUCUGUUUAUGGCUCCUCCAACAAAAGCCUUUGCGAGGUCUGUCAUACUAGGGAUUCUGUUUCAGCCCAGUUGCUGCACGCACCCGCCCAAGGGAAAAUGACCAAAAGUUGUGUUGCCCUUGGUCCGGGCUAAGGGUCUAGAACGCGAAUACUAAAACUCUGGUAUGGGCAUAGACUACAACUUGUUCUGCAUCACCCAAUUCAGAGGAACAAUACUCAAAAUAGCGGAGUAUCUGAACGCCUAAAGCCCCGAGGUUUGCGCAACAUUUGGGAAUCGCAAGGCGUGGAUGCACAUGGAUUGGAAGGAUACAAUGGAAACACCAGAUGGGAACGGCCAGGAGCAGGGCAGUGAUAUGGUGACCGAUCAUACCAGCUCAGAUACAAAAAAAGCUACCACUGGUGUGAAGAAGCCGAAAUCGACCCUGCAGAAUCCAGCAUCGCCACGGGAAGGUCACGAAGACCGAAAGCCUGGAACUGUGAUAUGGGAGUCACAUUAUGGAGUCGGUCGAUAUGGGCUGCAGGACCCGCGAAUGACUGCUGGCAGCGGAGCGCAAGGAAGUAAAGUGAAAGAAAGGGAGAGGCAGACACUGGCCAAGGUGGAUGUUGUCCAAAACGAAGCUCCAUUCAGCAACACGAGACCGACGCCACUGGGCGGGGAACAAUCACCUACCACCACCACUCUAUCUGUACCGAAAGGAAGCAAAGCGGCAGAUGAUUCUGGAGAAUCCCAGUUGGGGCCUCCAAUAACCACGGAGACAUUUGCAGAGUUGGAAAUCUCACUGGUUAUCAGCAAUCCGAAAUUCCGGCAUGACUUUAACUUUGGCUGCGAAAUUCCUUACGUCCCAAAGCAACGGAAGCAUAAAUCAGAUGAAUUCUGGCGCGCUCUCCGGCUCCAGUUAUCAGAGUUUUGGUCGGACCGUGAGGCAUUCAUAGCGAAGCAUCCUGGCAACGCCUGGUCAUUACCAAUCUUAUUGAAAGCGAUUGGCGACAUGCUAGCCGCGUUACUCCCGCAAAGAUACAACUCGGUAAUCAGGGAGACUCUAGACGUUGAUUUACUCAUGCAACAAUUGACGAGGGGAGAAUUUAAUAUGGAGCAACUUGCAGACUGGUUCUCUAGGACUCUGAGAAAACAUUGUGCUCCUAUGCGUGAUGGUGCCGUGUUCAGGAUGGCCGAACAAUUAACGAGCGGCUUCCGUCGUGGCGAUGUCGAAAGUCUAGUGGAUGGUUUGGUGGUGCUCCUUACAACAAUCGAAUCAAUGAGACUGGAUGUUACCAAUCACCAAAUUAACCACCUGACUCUCAUCCAAAACUUUGUUACCUUCCAGCAAACGAAAAUUCUAAAGAUAAUUCCAACAGGAGAUAUCGAUAUUUAUCGGUCCUAUGCCUGGUUUGAUGCCUAUCGAAUCCCAGAUGAGAUUACGGCACUCUGUCAUGAAGGGGGGUCCUGGAAAUUCUUCCGUGCAUUUGUAGAUCUGCUUCGCCAUUCCAACAGAGAGGCACCUAUACCUGAUACGCUACAGUUGGAUAAUGGGCGAAUUGCGGAUUUACGCAUGAAGUUGCUCAGUGCUGUCAACAUGCACAUGUGCAUGCAUCUCUUAAAUGUAGUUGAUGAAACGGUAAUCCCACCGAAAAUACCUGUCAGCGACGGCCACGCCUACGCACCUUCUCAGGUGGAGUCUGACUCGAGCACAAUCGAAAGCAACCGUAGGCUCGCCCAUGUGCGUUCCACUUUACAUGCGAUUGUAGACGACUACUCGAAUCCCGACAUCGACCCAUCUCCCACGCCAACCUCAUCGCCGUUGAAUUUUGAUCCAUGGAAGGUUGCUGCUCCCGCACUGGCGCUCGAGAUACUACGAAAAGCCAAUAGGUCUCUUUCUAAUCCAUACUUCGAAACGUCCUUCGUCGAUGCAUUAUCCAACCCUUCAAACCAGGACUUCAGAGAGAGCGAACGUGCUAUAUUUGAAGAAUUGGGGGAGCUUGUUCAGUACUAUGUGGACGCAUGGCAACCACUUGACAUGGUGGCUUUAUACAAAGUGGCUCCAGUAUGUCCUAGGGGGUGUAAGAUACAUGGCAAACCCAAGGAAUUCGAGCCUGUGGAGGAAAUUGCGAGGCUCAUAGCUUAUUUGGGGAUUUUGCACUGGAAUGUUUGGGGAAAUAUCGUGUACUUGGUUAAUCCACACGAGCAUCCCAACCACUCGAGUAGGAUAGACUGGGAUACUGUUGAAUUGACCAACGGAAGUUAGUCUGUCAACAAUCAGGAUGGAUAUUCCAGCAGCAUUGACCCCCGGUUGAUGAAGUGGCAGAUACUCCUAUCAAUCAACGAGAGGGCAGGCUGACGGUCACAAUGCCUGACGGCUGCGAAGGGCCUUCCAAAUAAAACAGAUCGAUACCUGCCAAUCGCACAACCCAGGAAGUCGCCCGCGGCAAACGACACAACAGAAGUUUUGGCGUUUAGUAAGGGGAUAGAGGGUUUGGCUCUUGAAUCCCGACAGAAUUUGUCGAUCAGACUCGCUAUGCCAUUAAGCACGAUCCGCAGCGGAGGUCUCCUCAAUGGAAUGCAGUCUGACACAUUUGUGUCAGUUGUUUUGUCAAAUGCUUUGGCGUGAUGUUUUUUUUUGCCGUCGCAUAGCAACGCCAAUAUCUUCGUAUGGCUUACACGGGAGUGAUUCAUACACUGGAUUUUACGGUUAUUGAACUGAUAACCAGGAGCUGCGUGUAUUUAUGGUGUGCGGUAGUGUGGCCUUUCAUGGCUGUGUAUUCUACCGAUGGAUGAUGUCAGAUGGCCACGAAUGACUGUCUUUCCUUGGGCGCGGAGAUCCUAUAGGCCAGAUUAUUUUAGUUUUUGAAAAGCGAGAGACUGUCAGAACUCUUGAGCAUUAUAAUAGCUCUUUAAGGAGAACAAAAAGUCGAGGGGGUGUGUGGGCACAAUAUGUGAGACGAUGGAAUAAAUAUUUACUUCUUUUGUUUUAACCAGGUAACAAU
Pseudogymnoascus verrucosus is the source of this 4157-nucleotide messenger RNA. RefSeq lists its product as uncharacterized. Bases 1463 to 3418 code for a protein of 651 amino acids. The transcript has 2 exons. NCBI's taxonomy places the organism in Eukaryota, Fungi, Ascomycota, Leotiomycetes, Thelebolales, Thelebolaceae. The record is from RefSeq and is a predicted model, not a curated record.